Molecule: messenger RNA, 2834 nt
Organism: Exophiala viscosa
Lineage: Eukaryota; Fungi; Ascomycota; Eurotiomycetes; Chaetothyriales; Herpotrichiellaceae
Product: alpha-glucosidase
Exons: 1
Coding region: 112-2688 (858 amino acids)
Biological process (GO): carbohydrate metabolic process
Molecular function (GO): carbohydrate binding; hydrolase activity, hydrolyzing O-glycosyl compounds
Source: RefSeq, a predicted model, not a curated record
GAAGCCGAGAGGGUGACCAGGGUAUCUCGUACAUCCCUCAUAUGUUGCUGGACCUAUACAUGAUGAGUUUAUACCUUCAAAAGCUGGCGUGGGGGACCGGAAGUUGUCAAGAUGCCUCAACUGGAAUACAUACCGAAGCAUUACGAAUCCACUCCCUACAAAAGCCAGACUACUGCAGCAGUGCAGCUGAGGUCUAAUGAUGACGAAACACCAUUUAAUUUCACAUUCGAUGCAGUCCGACCACACAUCUUCCGGACAACCUUCACGUCAGAGACUCACCCAUUGCCUCCGUACCCAUCAAUACCGCAGCCUGACACGAAGCUUGGUGGCGUUCGACUUACCACCUUGGAUUCAGGACGCUUUCAUCAUUCUUUCCAGGUUGGAGAAAUCAAGGCUUCUGUCGACUGGAAGCACGCCCCAGUCGUGUCAUUGAGCUGGGAUGACUCGGACGAAGUGUUCCAUGCCGAUCUCGACUUUCGAUCAUACGUUGUUGACGGACCAGGCAUCACACACUAUACCCGUCAUGACCGAAAAGCUCUGCACGUCGGUCUGGGCGAGAAAGCCGCACCCAUGGACCUCACAGCUCGGCACUUCCAGAUUUCCGCCACCGACUGCUUUGGCUACGAUGCAUACGCCACGGACCCAUUGUACAAACACAUGCCGCUGCUCAUCAAGGCCACUACAAACGGGUGCGUCGGCAUAGUCUCGACGAGCCACAGUCGGGGAUCAUGGUCUGUGGGAUCCGAGAUUGACGGUCUUUGGGGCCACUUCAAAGUCUACCGACAAGACUAUGGUGGCCUGGAAGAGUACAUCAUCGUCGGCCGGACGUUGAAAGACGUGGUGCGAAGCUAUGCGGAGCUUGUCGGCUUUCCCUUGCUGGCACCACGUUGGGCGUACGGAUACCUCUCGGGAGGGUAUAAAUACACCAUGGGUGAUGACCCUCCAGCAUAUCAGCAACUUCUUGACUUCGCCGAUAAAUUGAAGGAACAUGACAUACCGUGCUCAGCACAUCAGAUGAGUUCCGGUUACUCAAUUGCCGAGACAGAGCCAAAAGUCAGGAAUGUGUUCACCUGGAACAAGCAUCGCUUUCCAGACCCAGAAGGGUGGAUCAGGAAGUACCACGCGUUAGGGAUCCGUCUUCUGACCAACAUUAAGCCAUUCGUACUUGCCUCACAUCCAGACUAUAAAUACUUGGCCGAGAAUGAAGGCUUGUUCACCGACCAUAAGACCCAUAAAACGGCGGAAAUGCGCCUCUGGAGUGCCGGAGGCGGUGAAAGUGGCCUUGGAAGUCACGUCGAUUUCACCUCGUCCGCUGCAUAUGAAUGGUGGGCACGUGGUGUGCAGAAGCUGAAGGAACAAGGUGUGGACGCCAUGUGGAAUGACAACAAUGAAUAUACUCUCCCCAACGACAAUUGGCAGAUGGCCCUCCAAGCAGUACCAAAACCUCGAGACAAAGUUGGCAAAGAGGUCGGUCUCUGGGGACGUGCAAUGCACACCGAGCUGAUGGCGAAAGCAUCGUAUGACGGACUCUUGCGUGCGGAACCUCAUGUACGGCCGUUUGUGCUGACCCGUAGCGCAAGCAUUGGCACUUUGAGGUAUGCAUGCAGUUCGUGGAGUGGUGACAACAUGACCAGCUGGGAAAGCAUGAAAGCCGCAAAUGCACUGUCCCUGAACGCAGGAGUAAGUCUGAUGCACUGCUAUGGUCAUGACAUAGGAGGCUUCGAGGGUCCACAGCCAUCACCAGAAUUGCUGCUUCGCUGGAUACAGCUCGGAUGCCAUCAGAUUCGAUUUGCCAUCAAUUGUUUCAAGACUUCGCCUCAAGAUAAUCAGGCAGGCGAAGUCAUUGAGCCAUGGAUGUAUCCUGAGAUCACGCCCAUGAUUCGCAAAGCCAUCAAGAGACGGUACGAGAUCAUGCCGUACAUAUAUUCUCUGGGCUUGGAAAGCCACCUGACAGCCAGUCCUCCGCAACGGUGGAUUGGAUGGGGCUAUGAGUCUGACCCGGAAGUGUGGACAAAAGCUCUGAAAAAUGGUGAGGAACAAUACUGGUUUGGAGAUACGUUACUUGUUGGCGGCGUGUAUCAGCCUGGAGUUGACGAGGCAAAGAUUUACCUCCCUCGUUCGUCUGUUGGGUUUGCUUUCGGAUACGUCAAUCUCAACGCGCCAUACGAGUACCUGGCUCCAGGCCAGUGGGUGAUAGUUGACUCGCCAUGGAGGGAAAGCAUCCCACUGUUCGCGAAGAUUGGUGGAGCAAUUCCUGUGGGAAAGAGUGUUCACACACGCCUGCCAGGUGACAGGAAAAGUCCCGAAAGCAGAACUCUUCCGGCCGAUGAUUGGCGUGGGAUAGAGAUCUUCCCACCGAAAGGCAGCUCACUCGGACACCUCUUCUCCACGACUUGGUACGAGGACGACGGUUUGUCUCUGAGUCCAAACAUUUCUUCGUUCACCGUCACCUACACCUCCACGCAAGAGAAGGUGACGGUGUCGUUGACGCCAAAACCUGACAAUGUAUUUGUGCCGGAUUGGAAGGAUGUGGUUUUCAUCUUGCCGCAUGGCGAUGAGAGAUAUAUAGAAUCGGCCAGGGACUUCGGCAUGGAGCGUCUCGAGAAGGAUCAUGGCGGAAGGGUCUCCUACAAAAUGGCAUGUUCGGCACAGACUGGUCGGCCUGUGCUUAACAAAAGCAUGUUGUAAAUAGACAAAACGACCUGCAUCCAGAAAUAUGAAACGUUCGCAUGUAUGGCAUGCCUUGAAGGAAAGAACCUCCCUUUAAUCGCGAUUGCAGCCAUAAUCAAGGCGACGCUAAGAUACGGAUGGCCUGAUCGGCUUCAUCUCCGCAA